This is a messenger RNA of Orbicella faveolata, 852 nucleotides long. RefSeq names its product hemicentin-2-like. The record is from RefSeq and is a predicted model, not a curated record. NCBI's taxonomy places the organism in Eukaryota, Metazoa, Cnidaria, Anthozoa, Scleractinia, Merulinidae. Gene Ontology annotation, biological process: homophilic cell-cell adhesion. Gene Ontology annotation, cellular component: plasma membrane.
UGCUUUGUUUUCUGGCCUUAACGUUUUUUAGUUUGUUCUUUCCUGUCUUUAGAUAAGCCUGACGAUGUUCAUUUAACGACAAAUACAACAAACAAAGUUUGUGCAGGAAUCAUUAUAAACUUCACAUGCAGCGCUGAAGCUAACCUAGCAGUCCACACUUAUUUGCUAUAUGAAAAUGAUACUGUGAUUUACAAUAUGGGAUUGGGAACAGUGAUAAAGACAAUGGAAAAUACUGGCCAGUUUGUAUUCAGAUGUGAGGCCAAUAAUUCUGUCCAAGAUGGUGGAAGAAGCAGUGACACCAUCUUGAAUGUUCUUGCUCCUCCAGCUACUGUAAAACAGGCAGAAAAUAAAAUCGCCGUGGAAGGGACCGAUGUUGAAGUCUACUGUAAUGUAACCGGCAUUCCUGAUCCAACCGUUAUCUGGAGGAACGUCAAAACCUGUGAAAUUAUUGAGGGAAAUCUGUUGAACAUCACCAACAUAACUAGGGCUCAAACUGGAGAAUACAAGUGCACUGCAAGCAACACUUGUGGAGUGGACUCUACAAUGGUCAACAUUAAUGUGCAUUAUAAGCCUAACAAUGUUCAUUUAACCACAAAUACAACAAACGAAGUUUGUGCAGGAAUCAUUAUAAACUUCACAUGCAGCGCUGAAGCUAACCCAGCAGUCCAUACUUAUUUACUAUCUGAAAAUGAUACUGUGAUUUACAAUAUGGGAUUGGGAACAGUGAUAAAGACAAUGGAAAAUGCUGGCCAGUUUGUAUUUAGAUGUGAGGCCAAUAAUUCUGUCGGAGAUACUGGAACAAGCAGUGACACCAGCUUCACUGUCCUUGGUGAGCUCGCAAAACUAAUUUAG